This is a messenger RNA of Alligator mississippiensis (American alligator), 3412 nucleotides long. It is a transcript of the gene CTTN, whose product is annotated as cortactin. NCBI's taxonomy places the organism in Eukaryota, Metazoa, Chordata, Crocodylia, Alligatoridae. The record is from RefSeq and is a predicted model, not a curated record. Gene Ontology annotation, cellular component: actin filament; site of polarized growth; lamellipodium. The coding region runs from base 105 to 1763 and encodes 552 amino acids. Gene Ontology annotation, biological process: regulation of actin filament polymerization. The transcript has 17 exons. Gene Ontology annotation, molecular function: actin filament binding.
AGUGGGAGCUUGGGAGAAGCGGAAAUUGCAGCAGCGGCGACAGCGGCGGCGAGCGCACCCCGAGCAGCAGAGCGGGCAGCGGCCGCGGCCGGCGGAGCAGCGCGAUGUGGAAGGCUACAGCAGGACACUCGAUUUCUGUCAGCCAGGAUGAUGGAGCUGAUGACUGGGAAACAGAUCCUGAUUUUGUGAAUGAUGUGAGCGAGAAGGAGCAACGCUGGGGUGCUAAAACAGUGAAAGGAUCUGGCCACCAGGAGCACAUCAAUAUUCACCAGCUGAGGGAAAAUGUGUUCCAAGAACACCAGAACCUCAAGGAGAAAGAGCUUGCAACAGGACCAAAAGCUUCCCAUGGCUAUGGAGGGAAAUUUGGUGUGGAACAAGACCGCAUGGACAAAUCAGCUGUUGGCCAUGAAUAUCAAACUAAGCUUUCUAAGCACUGCUCUCAAGUGGAUUCAGUAAAAGGCUUUGGAGGCAAGUUUGGUGUACAAACAGAUAGGGUUGACCAGUCGGCUGUAGGUUUUGAAUACCGGGGGAAAACUGAGAAACAUGCUUCUCAAAAAGAUUAUUCUAGUGGUUUUGGCGGUAAAUAUGGUGUACAGGCGGACAGAGUGGACAAGAGUGCAGUGGGCUUUGAUUACCAGGGUAAAACUGAGAAACAUGAAUCACAGAAAGAUUAUUCCAAAGGCUUUGGUGGUAAAUAUGGUGUUGACAAGGAAAAAGUGGACAAAAGUGCUGUUGGCUUUGAAUAUCAAGGCAAAACGGAAAAACAUGAAUCACAGAAAGAUUAUGUGAAGGGGUUUGGAGGCAAGUUUGGCGUCCAAACAGACAGGCAAGACAAAUGUGCACUUGGCUGGGAUCAUCAGGAGAAAGUGCAACUACACGAAUCUCAGAAAGACUAUAAGAGUGGUUUCGGAGGGAAAUUUGGUGUUCAAACAGAGAGGCAGGACCCAUCUGCUGUGGGGUUUGAAUACAAGGAGAAACUAGCCAAGCACGAAUCGCAACAAGAUUAUUCAAAAGGCUUUGGUGGAAAGUAUGGUGUACAGAAAGAUCGGAUGGACAAGAAUGCAGCAACUUUUGAAGAUAUUGAGAAGCCAUCAUCAACUUAUCAGAAGACAAAGCCAGUAGAAGCUGUGAAUAGUAAAGCAAGCAGCAUCCGAGCAAACUUUGAAAAUCUAGCUAAGGAACAGCAACAGGAAGAUAAAAAGAAGGCAGAAGCUGAGAGAGCUCAAAGAAUGGCCCAAGAGAAACAAGAACAGGAGGAGGCCAGAAGGAAACUAGAAGAACAAGCUAAAGCCAAAAAACAAACUCCACCUCCAUCUCCUGUUCCACAGCCAGCUGAAGAGAAGCAGCCCUCAAGCCCAGUCUAUGAGGAUGCAACUUCAUAUGAGGCAGAGCCUAGCUUCAAAAGUUCUAGCACAGCAUAUUCAGCUGUACAUGAGCCAGAAUCCAGUUACAAAGCUGAAGAAUCAGACUACCAAGAAGCUAUCAGUCAGCGGGAGCCAGAAUAUGAACCAGAGACAGUCUAUGAAGUAGCAGGAGCAGACCUCUAUCAAGCAGAAGAAAAUGCUUAUGAUGAAUAUGAAAAUGAACUUGGAAUUACAGCCAUAGCCCUCUAUGACUAUCAGGCUGCGGGCGAUGAUGAGAUUUCCUUUGAUCCAGAUGACAUCAUCACGAACAUUGAAAUGAUUGAUGACGGGUGGUGGAGGGGAGUGUGCAAAGGCAGAUAUGGGCUGUUUCCAGCUAAUUAUGUAGAGCUGAGGCAAUAGAUAACAUUGUCUACCAGUUAUGCCUUAAUGCCAUAGUCAGUAUACCUGAUUUAUUACACUACAAAUCAUGCUUUUUUGAUGAGGGAGGGGUAUAUACAUAUUGCUUUUAUAUUUAAUACUUUGCUGAUGCUUUUUAAAAUGUUUAUGCCACAGAAGUUGCUAAUAUAUUGUAACUCUUAUGUUUCUCACUCAAGCCUCUUGUUAUGAUUUUCAUGCAUUUGAAAUGUUUCUUCUUCUUUGCCAAAUGGAGCAGUUGUCAUAAAAUGCCAUUUCAAGGACUAUUAGCUGUCUGUCAUAAUAAUGCAUGUUUUACUCAAGUGAACAGAUUUACCUAGUGAUUUAAGUCUAGUUAGUCUUCCAUUAAAUGUUGUUGUCAGAUUAAAAAAAAAUAUCAUGGCUAUGCAGAUUAUUGCAUUUUGCCUUAUGUAGGGGGACACCUGUAUUUCCAUAUAGUGUUUGGAAAAAGGAAGGAGAGAUUGUGGAUGUUGCAGGUAAUGAUAAUUAUCUAACUUGGAAUAUUCGCCAAUGGGUAGAAAAUUUAUUGUAUUGAUCUUAUGAUGGAAACAGUCCAGUGAAUUCUUUCACUUUCAAAGUGAUAUCUCUUGGAUUUUAUGUGGAUUUUUCUGGUCUCGCUCUCCAUCGGUUUUUUUCCCACUCCACAGAGGCGGCCCCAGACAUUCUAGCAUUGGGCUCUUGCUAAUCUCUUCAUUAUUUGUCCUCCUUCCUCUUUCCAGAAAUCCCUUUUUCCUUUCCCUUCUCCUACCCUUUUUUAAUUGCUUCAGAAGUGUUGAGUCAUCCAGAGUGAUGCCCAACUUUUUUAAGGAACCCUAAACUGGCAUCCAUAUCUACCACCAUCUACAGUAGCAGUUUUGCUGCCUUACAAUAAAGGCAGUGCCAUGCUGCUAUACUGCAUUGUAUACACAAAUAUUCUUUUGUCCAUACAGUGAAGCAGGCAGGCCUGCUGUGCAGUAAUCAUGCUAUAUAACCAUACAUCAGUCAAGGAAUUUUAACACAAAUUAUUUAAAACCCUUCUAGAUAAUUGCCACUUGAGACAACUGUGCUCUUUGUAUGUUCAGCAGAAACUGCCAGUAAGAUUUCUACUAAAUAUUAGAAUUGAUCCAGGGUUUUUUUGGUGUUUUUUUUUUUUGCCAAAAUAUAAAAUAAUGUCCUUGUCACUUUAAAAAUGGUUGAUUUCACCUCAAAUGUAGGGUCCCUACCAAAGAUACCAAGUUGCAUCUAAUAAUUCAUGUGUUAAAUGUGUGUACUGUCUGUUUCUACCUUCUGGUCAACAUGAGAAUGACAGGGCAGAACUGGCAAAGCAAGAAGGUAAAGAUGUUAUACAAACUGAACAUUUGGACCAAUGGAAUAUAGAACUUCUUGUAUGAAAUGGCAAAACGUAUAGUUUAGGAAGAAAGCAUUACAUUGAAAUCAAGCAUAGGAUGGUUGGGACAAUCCUUAAUGAAUGUCAUAUGUAUGUCAUAAUAAUAUAUUUUUUUUUCUUCCCGUGGUUUCAUUUGUGUUGUAUUUGCAUUAAUAGAAUUGGGUUGGGUUUUAUAUGCAGUUUAUUUUAUCCAAUUUUGCAUAGAACCACCUCAUAGGGGAUAUGAUUUUUUGUAAAUUAAAUAUUCAAAUAAACUUUUUGAACCAUU